GCAACUGUCAACGGUGUAAGAAGGAAAACCACGCCUUCCCCUGUGAUGUGCAACGACACGGAAGGCAACCUGUUGACAGACAAGACUGCGGUGGCGGCUAGGUGGAAGGAGCACUUCCAGCAGCUGUUGAACGGUGAGACACGAGAGGGAAUCGUCGAGGACAGGAUACACGUUGAGGAAGAUGGAAAAGCUGUGGACCCGCCUACGUUGGAGGAAGUAGCUAAGGCUGUUAAAGAGCUCAAGAACGGGAAAUCCGCGGGAAAGGACGGACUUCCGGCCGAACUUUUCAAGCACGGGAGUACGCGGAUGACCGAGAUUCUGCACCAAAUCAUCCUACGCAUUUGGUGCGAAGAACAGCUUCCGACCGACUGGUUAGACGGGCUCGUCACCCCAAUCUACAAGAAAGGGCAAAGACUCGAUUGUGCCAACUAUCGAGGCAUCACAAUCCUCAACGCAGCGUACAAAGUACUCUCCCGCAUCCUGUGGAGCAAGCUGAGACCGAUGACCGAGACCUUUGUCGGCGAAUACCAGUGCGGUUUUCGAGCGGGUCGGUCAACGACGGACCAGAUGUUCACUCUGCGACAAAUCCUCGACAAGUUCCGGGAGUACAACCUGCAAACACACCAUUUGUUCAUCGACUUCAAGGCGGCGUACGAUUCAGUCAAAAGAAACGAACUUUGGAAGAUUAUGCUAGAACACGGCUUUCCGGCAAAGCUUAUAAGACUGAUUCGUGCAACGCUCGACGGAGCAAAAUCAAGCGUGCGAAUAGCUAACGAGACAUCUGAAGCUUUCGUUACGUUGGAUGGAUUGAAGCAGGGCGAUGCUCUCUCGAACUUACUGUUCAUCAUAGCGUUGGAAGGUGCUGCUCGAAGGGCAGGCGUGCAAAGAAACGGAACACUCAUCACUAAAUCGCACAUGCUGCUGAGAUACGCUGACGACAUCGACAUCAUUGGUAUCGACCGUCGUUCAGUGGAGGAGGCGUUCGUCCCUUUCAAGCGGGAAGCUGCGAAGAUCGGACUGACCAUCAACACUGCCAAGACCAAGUAUCUGGUUGCUGGCAGAGCGCGUGGCAGUGCAGGUGAUGGUGUUUCGGAGGUGGAAAUAGAUGGAGAAAGAUAUGAGGUGGUGGAUGAAUUUGUAUAUCUUGGUACACUCGUGACGUGCGACAACGAAGUGAGCUGCGAAGUGAAACGGCGGAUUAGUGCUGCAAACAGGGCCUUCUACGGUCUUCGUAGCCAGCUAAGGUCCCGCAGCCUAAGGACGCCUACGAAAAUCACGCUGUACAGGACCUUGAUACUCCCUGUAGCUCUUUACGGUCACGAGUCGUGGACGCUAAAGGAGGCUGACCAGAGAGCACUUGGGGUCUUUGAGCGGAGAAUCCUGCGUUCUAUCUUCGGCGGCAAGCAAGUAGGAGACCGGUGGCGCAGGCGCAUGAAUUUCGAGUUGUACCAAGACUACAAACAUGCUGAUAUCGUAAAAGUCAUCAAGCACGACAGGCUGAAGUGGGCUGGACAUGUAGCCAGAAUGUCGGACGAGCGGGCGGCUAAAACGAUAUUCAGCAGCGAACCUGGACGCGGUCGUCGGCUUCGUGGAAGGCCUCGUACGCGUUGGCUGUGUGCAGUCGACGAAGAUGCAAGAGCGGCCAACAUUGUAGGCGACUGGAGACGAGCGGCCCAAGAUCGAGCAUCCUGGAAAUCUUCGAUUAGUUCAGCGUUGGGUCGAUAGACCUCAUGAGCAUGAGCAUGAGCAUGAGCAUGGUUGACUGCCAAUGAGCUGCUACUCCGUUAUUGACAGAUCAGCUGAAGUUAAACAAUGAAUCAAAAAUGAUCAGUGGGAGCCAACCAUCCGUUCACUGUUUAACCCCUGAAGACCCCGACUUUAUUAGUCAAUACCGGCGCCCUCCCAAGAAGCCUGCAGUUCAACAAAAGGGAGGAAUGUUAGUCCGAUAGUUGAAGUUGCAGACUCAUCAAGCACACAGUUUUUCGCUAUAUACUUGUUGAUACCGCUUGAGACCGUUGAAUCCACAGCAUCUCCUUCAAGCAUCACGUGAUUAUUUAUUUUUUUUUGGGUUAGUAGGAUAAGGUAUUGGCUUUUCGAUGCCUCCCGAGCUACGAUGCUAUGGGGAGGACUUUCAUAACAAACCCGUCGGCGAGCCUUCCGAGCAACGAUGCUAUGGGGAGGUCUUUCUAAUUAGCACACCAAAACACUCGCGCACAGGUAUUGAAAUACUGAAUAAAUGUAAUUUUUCAUCACGAUUACCCAGACGACAUUGAUGAUAUAGGAAGGACUUUUUUACAGUCAUUUACAGUAAUACUUAAACUUAUUUUAAUGCAACAAUUCACACGACGUCGUGCCUCCCGAUCAACGAUGAUGUAGGAAGGACUUGAGCUAGCCAAUCAGGAUGAAACACGAAAUAAAAUUCGUUUCUUUUCACACACACAAUGCCACAUAAUUGACCGCGCGUCACCACCCAACUAAUUGAACUGAUUUUUUUCUGCUUGUGGGCAAGACAACCAGGAUGAAACACUAAAUAAAAUUCUUUUCUUUUCACACACACAAUGCCACAUAAUUGACCGCGCGUCACCACCCAACU
This is a messenger RNA of Culex pipiens pallens (northern house mosquito), 2593 nucleotides long. RefSeq lists its product as uncharacterized. The record is from RefSeq and is a predicted model, not a curated record. NCBI's taxonomy places the organism in Eukaryota, Metazoa, Arthropoda, Insecta, Diptera, Culicidae. The transcript has 2 exons. The coding region runs from base 46 to 1725 and encodes 559 amino acids.